CUCUGUCCGCUUCCUUCCGACUCUCAUGUCUUUGGCGCGAGUCACUCCUAGGCUACUCAGGUGUCCCAGACUAGCGGCCCGACCACCAUGGCGGGCAUUUGCUACUUCCUCUCCGAAGACAAAGUUCACCAAUGCUAGAGGACUAGCGGUAGCUGGGCUCUCUGCCACCACAUUCCUAGGCCUGACACUCUCUACCUCAGCAAUAUACGCGGAUGCUCAGGAGCAGAUUCCCAUAAAAGGUGUUCUGCAAACCGCGCCGUUGUCCGAGCUCGUGAGGACGUAUCUUGUGUACUCGCUCUGCUCUAUCCCCCUCCUGGUGGAUUGGUCGCCUACCAUACUCUCCAUUCUUCUUGCAAUCCCUGGAGUGAAGCAGAUCACUGAGGGCAUUGUACGCGUGACGUUCUUCGACCAGUUCGUAGGUGGCGACGAGGCGGAGGACGUUAUACCCGUACUCGAGCGUUUGCGUCGAGAGAACAAAGGGGCGAUCUUUGUCUACAGCGUCGAGGUUGAUGAGGCGAAUGCGUCUGGCCCUGGCAAACUGUCCUCGUCGGAGACAAUGUCUGCGCACAAGCAGAUCGUCGCCGAGAACCUCCAUUGCAUUGACGUCGCAGCGGACUUUGAGGACAUGCAUUAUCUGGGAAGGAAGGGGAAGGGCACUUGGGUUGCCAUCAAGCUGAGCGCCAUGGUACCAGACGCUGAGUCGCUGCGUAGGCUCUCCAAAUAUCUGGUCGACACUCGCCCGCGAACCAAUCCCCGAAUCGCCUUUCCCGGAUGCCCCGUACCUUCCGAUCUCGAUAUUCUAUCCUCUGACGUACCUACUGCAGUUCUCACGGAGGCCGAUGUCGCUGCACUUCGCGAGCUCCGCGAAGACCUUGUCGCCAUUGGUGAACGCGCCCGUGCGCGCGGUAUCCGUAUUAUGGUCGAUGCUGAGCACAGCUGGUAUCAGCCUGCCAUCGACGCGUUCGCCCUCGACAUGAUGCGUAUAUUCAACAAGCUCCCCACACCGCAGAGCUCGUGGUUCGGUCUGCGGAAGCCUGCACAACUGGCGCCUGACAUGUUCCAGCCGUUGAUCUUCAACACUUUCCAGGGAUACCUCCGGCGAACGCCGGAAUACCUUGCCCGGAGCAUUGCAAUGGCACGGACAGAAGGCUAUGCGCUUGGCGUGAAGCUUGUGCGCGGAGCGUAUCACCCACAUGAGAUUGAGAUUCACAAAGCCGCAACGAACUCUCGGGCCGAGGCGACCACUCCAUCCGGCGGCCACGAUCUCUCGAUAUCCCCCGACAACAUGCCGCCUGUCUGGCUGUACAAAGACGAGACAGAUUCGUGCUACGACUCGUCCGUGCGGUUGCUUAUCUCGCUCCUUCGUCAAGACGUAGAGGCUUGCGCGAAGGGUGCCCCGGGGCCUACCAUUGGGGCUUUGUUCGGUACACACAAUUGGGACAGCGCGAACCUGGUCAUUGACGAGCUUGUCAAACAAGGACUAGCCACCAGAGACGCCUCUGGCGUGGUGGAGAUCAGUGAGGCCGCUAUGGAGCGCGUUGCGGUCGCGCAGCUAUACGGCAUGGCGGAUGGGCUCACGGACCACCUGGUGGACCGUACUCGCAGCGCGUCUCCGUUCGUGCUGAAGUAUCUGCCGUAUGGCAAGCUCUCUGAGGUGAUGCCUUACCUCAGUCGACGCGCGAUCGAGAAUAAGUCUGUCUUGGGCAACGGGGGAGCCGCUGUUGAGCGGAAACGGGCUGCAUCUGCUAUCAUGGCUAGACUGUUCGGGUGAUUGGAGGGGACUCCGACACCGGGACUGAGCAUUCAUGGUUGUGACGGGAAUUUGGGGGGUAAUCGUGAGCGAACACCGAACAUUGAGUUGUAGCGAGUAAUUCUAUGUUAGAGCUAACUACUUGGCAAGCACUUUAGACUUAGACAUGGGGCGUCUUCACAACAUCAACAACCAACCUGUUGUCCAAGUCAUUGCGUUGAAAUGCAGUUGAGCUCCCAACCAC
This is a messenger RNA of Dichomitus squalens LYAD-421 SS1, 1994 nucleotides long. Its product is annotated as FAD-linked oxidoreductase. Lineage: Eukaryota; Fungi; Basidiomycota; Agaricomycetes; Polyporales; Polyporaceae. The coding region runs from base 26 to 1771 and encodes 581 amino acids. The record is from RefSeq and is a predicted model, not a curated record. Gene Ontology annotation, cellular component: mitochondrion. Gene Ontology annotation, molecular function: proline dehydrogenase activity; FAD binding. The transcript is spliced from 7 exons.